Nannospalax galili (Upper Galilee mountains blind mole rat) is the source of this 406-nucleotide messenger RNA. Its product is annotated as small proline-rich protein 2D. The transcript has a single exon. The coding region runs from base 1 to 273 and encodes 90 amino acids. NCBI's taxonomy places the organism in Eukaryota, Metazoa, Chordata, Mammalia, Rodentia, Spalacidae. The record is from RefSeq and is a predicted model, not a curated record. Gene Ontology annotation, cellular component: cornified envelope.
AUGUCUUACCAACAGCAGCAGUGCAAGCAGCCCUGCCAGCCUCCUCCUGUGUGCCCACCCCCAAAGUGCCCUGAGCCCUGUCCUCCCCCAAAGUGCCCUGAGCCCUGUCCUCCCCCAAAGUGCCCUGAGCCCUGUCCACCCCCAAAGUGCCCUGAGCCCUGUCCUCCCCCAAAGUGCCCUGAGCCAUGCCCCCCUCAGCCAUGCCAGCAGAAAUGCCCUCCUGUGCAACCUCCUCCACCCUGCCAGCAGAAGUGUCCACCCAAGAGCAACUAAGGCAUUCAGCAGUCAUCAGGACCAAGAGAAGAUAAAGAACAUGAUUUCAUCACUUCCAUAGCAACACCAUCUUCCCUCCAAAGCCUGUCAAAGAUCCUGAAGAUUCUUCUCUACCCUUUAUCCUUUAAUCUGC